Molecule: messenger RNA, 1744 nt
Organism: Xenopus laevis (African clawed frog)
Lineage: Eukaryota; Metazoa; Chordata; Amphibia; Anura; Pipidae
Product: pre-mRNA-splicing factor CWC22 homolog
Exons: 3
Coding region: 42-1217 (391 amino acids)
Source: RefSeq, a predicted model, not a curated record
UAAUACAAUGGUAAUGAUGGUAAAUAGGAAGCUUUUUAUACAUGCGCCCCACACAAGAUAAAUACACAUUUCUAAAUACUUACAUUGCAUUUUGUGUUCUGUUUAGAAAUGAGACAGAUUCAAAGGGACUUCCAGAGAGAAAGACAGUGGAUGAGAAAAACUCAGCAUUGCCUCCCGAAAAGAAGCAAGGGGAUAAAAAGAAGGACCAUGCUGAGAAAGACUCAGAGGUUCAGCCCAAGAAAAAGGCUGGGGAUGAGAAGGACUCAGCAGUUCAUGAUAAGAAAAAGCCCGGGGAUGAGAAAAAGCUCCGUACUGAGAAGGACUCAGCGGUGCAUGAUACGAAAAAGCCCGGGGAUGAGAAAAAGCUCCAUACUGAGAAGGACUCAGCUGAGCAUGAUAAGAAAAAGAAUGGGGAAGAGAAAAAGCUCCAUACUGAGAAGGACUCAGCGGUGCAUGAUAAGAAAAAGCCCGGGGAUGAGAAAAAGCUCCGUACUGAGAAGGACUCAGCGGAGCCUGAUAAGAAAAAGACCGGGGAUGAGAAAAAGCUCCGUACUGAGAAGGACUCAGCGGAGCCUGAUAAGAAAAAGACCGGGGAUGAGAAAAAGCUCCGUACUGAGAAGGACUCAGUGGAGCCUGAUAAGAAAAAGACCGGGGAUGAGAAAAAGCUCCGUACUGAGAAGGACUCAGCGGAGCAUGAUAAGAAAAAGACCGGGGAUGAGAAAAAGCUCCGUACUGAGAAGGACUCAGCGGAGCAUGAUAAGAAAAAGACCGGGGAUGAGAAAAAGCUCCGUACUGAGAAGGACUCAGCGGAGCAUGAUAAGAAAAAGCCCGGGGAUGAGAAAAAGCUCCGUACUGAGAAGGACUCAGCGGUGCAUGAUAAGAAAAAGCCCGGGGAUGAGAAAAAGCUCCGUACUGAGAAGGACUCAGCGGUGCAUGAUAAGAAAAAGACCGGGGAUGAGAAAAAGCUCCGUACUGAGAAGGACUCAGCGGUGCAUGAUAAGAAAAAGACCGGGGAUGAGAAAAAGCUCCGUACUGAGAAGGACUCAGCGGAGCAUGAUAAGAAAAAGACCAGGGAUGAGAAAAAGCUCCGUACUGAGAAGGACUCAGCGGAGCAUGAUAAGAAAAAGACCGGGGAUGAGAAAAAGCUCCGUACUGAGAAGGACUCAGCGGUGCAUGAGCACCAUACAGAGAGAAAGACUGCAGAUCAUAAGAAGUGAGUUUACUUUUCUUCAUGCUAUUUUAUUUUGAAUGGGUGUAGUUGCCCUUUAAGGACUAGUUAAAAGGAAAAUGGCAAUGUUUUCUGAGGGGCGCAGUGUGAGUGUGUAGCAUAUGUGCAUACACCAGAAGUGAUAAGUGUAUUUAUGGCAUAUUGCCUCCACUUGUUGCUUGAUUAUGGAUCCAUAUGUUUAGGUGCCACACAACUAUACCUCAGUUACCAUAGAUCAGUAGUAUGUAGGAUUAGUUUUGAUAAUAUGUUCAUUUUAUUUGUAGGGACCGAAAAGCAAAGAAGGUGGAGACUUCCAAAGUGAAGGGAAAAAAGAAGAUAAGCAAACGUCCAGCUAAGUCUAAGCCAACUAAAAAGGAAAGUGACACAAAGAAGGCAACACCUUCAGCUAAGACUACGGCCCCUAAGAGCAAGAAGAGUAUAAGUGCGCCAAAGAAGGCAGUAAAAGCCGUCAAAAAGCCGACAACAACAGCAAAACGGCCGACAACAACAGCAAAACGGCCGACAACAACAGCAAAA